CAAAUAUUCUUUUCAUUUGUUAAGAGAAAUUAACUUGUAUACACUUGUAUAUAUAUAUAUAUAGAUAUGUUGGAGAGUACUGCACUUAUUCCGAGUAUUCUAAUUGUCUAGCUGUUUAAUUGAAAAAUUUCUAUUUAAAAAUGAAUUUCUUGACACUUUACGUAACUUUGGUAUAUACAAUUCUUAGUGUUUACUCAGACAUUGUACCACUUGCAGGUAUAACAAAGGAAUAUUAUUACAAUUUACGUGAAGAUAAUAACCAAGCCAACCACAACAGCAAAUCUAAUGAGAUGCCUGAAUACGAUGACCAACUUCCCGAUUUUCCACACAAGCAAUUAGAGGAAGAGCAGAAACCGUUUCACAAACUUUCCGAAAUGUAAGCUGCAAACUGAUUUUUUGUAUAGAACUAACUGGUGUACAUUCAGCUAUGCGUAUUUAUUGUAUGAUUAAUUUUAGCUUAAGUGAUGACAUCAUUUAAAUUGAAUUAUAACGACUGACUUCGAAAACAAUGACGAAACGAAUAUUGAGUGCAGAACGUCUACUCAACAAAACUAGUUUGUUCGUUACUGAAUAAAUCAUCUCUUCAUACUAUAUAUAUUAUUCAUGUAGAACAUUAUUUGGCCAUUCUUUAAACUUGAAUUACUCUGAGAGAAAGACUUUUCAGACCACACAAUAGACAAAGAAUCCAACUUUUGACAAUGAAAGCUAAUAUCUGUUUUUUGAAUCUAUUUUCAUUAUAGUCUCAAUUCUGGAUCUGUGUAAGUUUUAAGUGAUAGAAAGUUUACUAUUUUUAGAGAUCAUAAUUCCUUUUUAUCGAUAAAAUAAAUCAUUCAUCAAUGACAGGUUACGAUAAUAAUGAUGAUAAUUAUACCUCAGUACUUCGAUUGUGUUUAAUCGUCAGUUACAGUUGUGAUAUUUCUGAACCAAGAAAGCUUACUUUUGUGGUUCAAUAAAUAACAAGGAGUAUCGUAUUAGAAAAGGAUGUCUAUUUGCAAACUUGAUAAGUGAAACUAUGAAAUGCUUUCUACUCAUUGGAUUUAUUUAUAUGUCAGUAUCUCCAGUCAAUGUAUUACUUGAUUGGCUUCUCGUAAACAGACAAGUUAAUGUGACAAUUUGACAUUCAUUUGAAAACUUUCACAAAGUCUAUAACUUCACUUACAUUCAUUGGAUAUCUUCAUUCUACUUCGUUAUUAUGGAAAUAUUAUUAGGGAAGCACACUCUCGAUCAUUUUGAAUUUGACUACAGUGAUAAGAAAAAUUCAUUUUAAUUUUCAAAAUAUUUAUACAACAUAGCAUACCACUGUGGUUGGCGAAAUCAUUCUUUUUAAAUAUUAACAUAAUAAUAUUAUAUAUCUGGGCAGUAUCGUCGAUGAACAUGGUGGAUCAGAUGCA
This is a messenger RNA of Schistosoma rodhaini, 1391 nucleotides long. The record is from the annotation of a GenBank genome assembly. NCBI's taxonomy places the organism in Eukaryota, Metazoa, Platyhelminthes, Trematoda, Strigeidida, Schistosomatidae.